Molecule: messenger RNA, 1084 nt
Organism: Anopheles funestus (African malaria mosquito)
Lineage: Eukaryota; Metazoa; Arthropoda; Insecta; Diptera; Culicidae
Gene: Ho
Product: heme oxygenase 1
Exons: 3
Coding region: 76-819 (247 amino acids)
Biological process (GO): heme oxidation
Molecular function (GO): heme oxygenase (decyclizing) activity
Source: RefSeq, a predicted model, not a curated record
UCAUCGCACUUUUUGCGCAAUAUCAUUCAAUAUCAGUUCAUCAUCCAUUCCGAACGGAUCGUAUAGUGCAGCAAAAUGGCACAAAGUGUACCCUUUUCCAAGGAAAUGCGUCGAGCCACGAGAGACAUCCACAGUGUUAGUGAUGCACUUGUUAACGCGAAAUUAGCAUUUGCACUAUACGACAAUCGUGUAUGGGCGGAAGGUUUGCUUAUCUUCUACGACGUUUUUAAACAUCUCGAGCAACGCGUUCCACAUGAUUUCCUACCCCCGGAACUACAUCGGACGGUACAAUUCGAACAGGAUUUACGCUUCUAUCUCGGCGAAGGAUGGAUGGAACGUCACACACCAAAGCCAGAAGUGCGUGCCUACCUGAACCAUUUGCACGAAAUCGAACAGGAAAAUGCAAACCUUCUGCUGGCGUACGUGUACCACCUAUACAUGGGUCUCCUGUCUGGUGGUCAAAUAUUACAAAAGCGUCGUUCCCUGGGGCGUAGGAUUAACCCAUUCCGACGUACAGAUGAACAUCAGGUGGACGGAGCAGCUCUUACAACGUUCGAGGAUAACAGUAUUUACGAGUUGAAGCAACGUUUACGCAAAAUAGUAGACGAAUUUGGUGCCCGUUUAGAUGAGGAAACGCGUCAGCGCAUGUUAGACGAAAGCCGGAAAGUGUUCGAGCUAAACAACACCAUCAUCCGGACGGUUGAAGGUGUCGGUUCGGCAAACGUGCGUAUCGUUGCGUACGUUGCUAUGGCAAUCGCUGGCAUCGUGUUGAUGCAGUACAUUAUACGAAACAAUGCCGAAAACAGACAAGACCAAUAGACGCUGCUGGCGCUUACCACACUGGCAGGGCCAGCUAGUCGGCGGUACGCUUAGGAAUUAUAACAUCGAAAUAGACUCUAGAAGGGUACCAGGUCCGGACGGUGCGAACCCACCUUUUUGUUGUGCGCUUCCACUCAUAUUAACCCGAAGUAAUAGCACCCAAACAUUUUGCGAUUAUAGUAAUAUCGAAACCCCUCGCUCCUAAUAGUGGUCAAUACAACACGUGGUAGUACUGCUCUAACAGUACCAGCCCUGCAAAGGAAAA